AUGUUUGAUUCAAAGUAAAAUAUUACAAAUUAUUUGGAAAAAAAUGGUUUUAAUAAGAUUCAAUUCUAAGCAAAUCAACAAGAUUAAUAUUCAAAAGAUACUAAGAAUUUAAUCCAAGCUUGGAAUAGUUAAAAAAAAUAAUAAGCAUUUAUCAAGGUAAUAGAGGUUAGAAAUCCACAAUAAACAAUAGAUCGAAUUAAAAUGGUUUAAAAUUUUGAAACAAAGUUUAUUCAAAAAUAUGAUAAACCACCAGAAAUAAUUGAUAAUGGAUUGAUAGUAUAUUCAAAUAGCUUUCAAAAAAAUGGAAAUUUAAAAAAUUAUUAGUAAAAAAAGCAAUUAAAUAUAGAUAUAGUUUAAAGAUUAGCCUGUAAAAUACUUAUAGGAUUAGAUUGCUUACAUAAAAAUAAACUUUUUCAUGGAAGAUUUAAAAUUGAAAAUGUUCUUAUGGAUUAAAAUGAAUCUAUUUUGCUUACGGAUUAUUGUAUACAAGAUAGUGAUGAUUUUUUCUUGGAAAAAGAAUAAAAUCAUUUUAAUCAAGAAAAAAAUAUUUUUGAAAAUUUGAAUGUUUCUAUUGAAGAGAUGCAGAGCUAAGAUUUGUACAGGGCAGGAGUUUUAAUAAUUAGCCUAUGCGAUUUGUUAAGAGAAAAAGAAUAAAAUUUAGAUCAAUAACUAAGAUACAACACGAAAAGAUCUUAUUAUUUGUAAUAAAUAGCCAACAAUCUUGUUGACUAGGAUAAUCUCAGACUUUUUAAUUUAUAAUUUACUUUAGAAAAAUUAGAUUAUUUUGAAGGAAUCUAUUAAUCUUUUUUGUUUGGUUUAAAUACUUAUGAAGGAGAGAUGUAAAAUAAUAAAAAACAUGGAAAAGGUGUUUUCAAAUAUUUUAUUGGUGAUUUGGUAUUUGGAGUUUGGGAGAAUGAUAAAUAUACUGGGAAUGGAGUAACUUAUUAUUAAAAUGGUGACAUUUCAGAUAAGAGAGAUAAUAAUUAUAUUAUGUAUUGGAAAAAAUCAUAAUGUAUGAUCGAAGGAGUAUAUUCAAAUGAUCAAAAAGCUAUCUAAGGAACCUACUUCAUUGAUGGUAGCUAAUGGAAAGUAACUUAUAUAAAUAAAAAAUUCUAAGGCUAUUCAGAAAUUUAUUAUAAAAAUAAUGAGAACUUAUUUAAAGGAAAUUUAAAGGAUAGUUAAUAGCAUGGCUAUGGUGAAUUAUUUUGGAAGGUAAAUCAAGUAUUCAAAGGAAAAUUCUAAAAUAAUCAAAUUGAUGGUUUAGGGCAAUUUAAACUCUAAGAAGGAAGUGAAUAUUUUGGAUAGAUGAAAUACAAUAAGUUUCAUGGUUAUGGAAAAUUAUACUGGAAUAUAGGUAGUUAUUAUGAAGGAUAAUGGGUUAAUCACCAAAGAUAAGGAUAUGGAAAAUAUUAUGACUAUUUUAGUGGUUCUAUUUACGAAGGUAUGUUUUAAACAAGCUAAUAAGAUGGUGAAGGUAUCCUUAAAUAAUAAAAUGGUACCAUAAAAUAUGGAUUGUGGUAAAAAGGUAUUUAUGUUUAAGGAUCUGACAAGCAAGUUGAUUUAGAGUAGCUUAAGUAAAAAUUUUUAAAUUUAAGUCUUUCUUUACAAAAAAGUAUGCGUUGA
Molecule: messenger RNA, 1623 nt
Organism: Tetrahymena thermophila SB210
Lineage: Eukaryota; Ciliophora; Oligohymenophorea; Hymenostomatida; Tetrahymenidae
Product: protein kinase
Exons: 1
Biological process (GO): protein phosphorylation
Molecular function (GO): ATP binding; protein kinase activity
Source: RefSeq, a predicted model, not a curated record